AUGGACCAUCCUGUAAAGUUGGAAACACCUCCUUCGAGGCCUUUACUGAUCACCCAAAAGAGUGUAACACGCUCGUCUUCGGUCAGAUCAAAGGGUAUAAACUUCAAUACCGUGUCACCUACGCCUGGUGCCAGCAGAUCAAGAAACCAGGACCACAGUCGGUCGCUUCCGAGAGAUCACACUGCCACCACUCCAAGACUAUCUUUUCGUGAUACGGGAUCGCCACGUCCUGAUCCUGCUACGUUGAUAGACCGUCCGUUGCCGCUGCAUCAAGAACUUCGUACAUUGAACAUCGACGACCAGCUACGGCUCUUGGCCCUGAAGGAAAUGGCUGUGGUGGCCAUAAACGAUAGCAUAAACACUUUAAAGCUGAAACUUGAUACUACGCAGAAGGAUUUGCAGCAGCUUAGAAAUGUCAUUCAGAAGUCCUUGUAUAAAGAGGUCCAUUUACAGAAACACGCUCCGAAUCGCCAGCAGGGCCUGUCGGGGCUGUCGAAGAACCUACAGAGACAAUCUGUACCUCCUCCAGAAGCUGGUGAUCACAAUUCGACCAUCUGGUCCAAUCUUUCAAAACCUAUAAACUUCCUACAACAAUUAGAUACCAUGAUCCAGUCAGAGAUGGAAAAGUCUUUGGGUGGUCCGACUGAACCCCAACGAGAGCAUAAAAGGAGAUUACCUCAAGAACCGCAUAAACCUUCGAAUCUACUGAAGCCGUCAAACGACACGCAUGAAAAGCUUCCUGUCAAUCUUGACAAAUACUUCCCUACCCAAGAUCCAAAGUAUAGGGACACAGAUGACAUGUUUCAGGCAGUAUCAUCUUCUUUGUGGUCAUUUGUAAGUGAAGUCAAGACGAACAUGAUGUCCACACUAUCAGAUAACCAAGAAUCUCCACAAAAUCUGGUGGAUAAAGGAGGGACUGACGAAGAUGAAGAAUCCAUCAUGAACCUUACAGAGGUGACCGAACCAAGCUUUUCAAAAGAGGGAAGCGACGAUGAACAAGACGCCCUAGAUUUAUCGAUGUACUCGUCAAUGCGGCAGCUGAGAAAACAUUAA
Messenger RNA from Candidozyma haemuli, 1053 nucleotides. RefSeq lists its product as uncharacterized. The coding region runs from base 1 to 1053 and encodes 350 amino acids. The record is from RefSeq and is a predicted model, not a curated record. The transcript has a single exon. Lineage: Eukaryota; Fungi; Ascomycota; Pichiomycetes; Serinales; Metschnikowiaceae.